This is a messenger RNA of Pygocentrus nattereri (red-bellied piranha), 2015 nucleotides long. RefSeq names its product potassium voltage-gated channel, subfamily G, member 3 (gene kcng3). Gene Ontology annotation, cellular component: membrane; voltage-gated potassium channel complex. The record is from RefSeq and is a predicted model, not a curated record. Gene Ontology annotation, biological process: protein homooligomerization; potassium ion transmembrane transport. The transcript has 2 exons. Lineage: Eukaryota; Metazoa; Chordata; Actinopteri; Characiformes; Serrasalmidae. Gene Ontology annotation, molecular function: delayed rectifier potassium channel activity; protein binding. The coding region runs from base 459 to 1724 and encodes 421 amino acids.
GAAAAUGAAACGGAACCAGAGGUAUCAAUACAGUAUCGAUCAGCCCUCCCCUGCGGAAAAGCACCAGCGUGGCCGGCCACGCGUGCGUAACAGUGCGUAAAGGGACUGGAGUCUCGCCGGCGUGACAUCACCGUACGAACUGCCCCUUCAGGGGGGCUGGAGUUCAGACGAGGAGGCAACUCGCAGCAGCUAGUUGUGCUGCUCCUCCUGGUAGCAAACUCGCAGCAGCGGCUUCAGCUCAACGUUCUGGGAUACGCACGGACAAACACAGCCACAGUAGUGCGUGCAGGAGCCUCCCGCGCAACGCAGCGCGCAAACAGCGCUCUCCAGAUUGCGCAAAAAAGAGCUAUGCUUGGCCAAGACACUUCGCGCUUUUUCACCUAAACACAGGUGAACAGCUAUUGCGCCCCGCUCCUCCUCCCCUCCUCCCCCUUCUCCUCCUCUUCGUGGAGCAGAAGAUGAAGUUUGGCAAGAACAUCUGUAUUCUAAACGUCGGCGGCACCAAGUACGCCUUCACGCGGGAGGUGAUCCGGGACUUUCCCCUGCGUCGGGUGAGCCGGCUGCACAGCUGCUCGUCCGAGAAGGAGGUGCUGGAGGUGUGCGACGACUACGACCGUGAGAGGAACGAGUUUUUCUUCGACAGACACUCGGAGGCGUUCGUUUUCAUCAUGCUGUACGUGCGCUCCGGGAAGCUGCGCUUCGUGCCGCGGAUGUGCGAGCUGUCCUUCUACAACGAGAUGCUCUACUGGGGUCUCGAGAGCUCGCACCUGGAGUUCUGCUGCCAGCGACGCCUGGACGACAGGAUGUCCGACACGUACACGUGCUUCUCCGAGGAGGAGCUGAUGGGCGCGGACGAGGAAGAGGCCCGGCGCGCGGAGGCGGCGGAGGACGAGGCGGAGGAGACGCGCUCCUGGCUGGCCAGGAUGAGGAGGACCUUCGAGGAGCCCGCGUCCUCCGUGGCGGCACAGGUGCUCGCCUCCGUCUCCGUCAUCUUCGUCAUCAUCUCCAUGGUCAUCCUGUGCGCGAGCACGCUGCCCGACUGGGACACGGCGAAAAAUAAUACGGUGGAGGAGCACAGGAUCAUUGAAGCAGUAUGCAUUGGCUGGUUCACUGCCGAGUGCAUAGUGCGUUUCAUUGUCUCGCGGGACAAGUGUGAGUUUGUGCGCCGACCUCUGAACAUCAUUGACCUUCUGGCUAUCACACCUUACUACGUGUCAGUUGCCAUGACGGCCCUGACAGGGGAGAACCCGCAGCUGCAGCGAGCAGGAGUCACCCUCCGCGUGCUGCGGAUGAUGCGCAUCUUCUGGCUCAUUAAGCUAGCGAGGCACUUCCUGGGUCUGCAAACACUGGGGCUGACACUGCGCAGGUGCUACCGCGAGAUGGUCAUGCUCCUGGUGUUUGUGUGCGUCGCCAUGGCAAUCUUCAGCGCCCUGGCCCAGCUCCUGGAGCAUGGACUGGACCUGGAGACCAGCAAUGAGGACUACGCCAGUAUCCCGGCAGCCUGUUGGUGGGUUAUUAUCUCCAUGACGACUGUCGGCUAUGGAGACAUGUAUCCCAUCACCAUGCCGGGGCGCGUGCUGGGUGGCGUGUGUGUCGUGAGUGGCAUUGUGCUCCUGGCUCUUCCUAUUACCUUUAUCUACCACAGCUUUGUGCAGUGCUACCACGAGCUCAAAUUCCGCUCAGCACGCUGCGUGCGAAGUCUCUCCGCUGAGUUUCUCAACUGACUGUCAGUUAUUGAUUUUUCCUGGACCGCUCAGGUCCUUAGCCCAAAACCAUUACCCAUCACCUGGUCUCUCCUCUUCUGUGCCUUUUGUUUUAAAACCUUGAACAGCCUCCUGAAUUAUAAGCUAAGCUACAUAGAGUAAGGAACACUACUACUUCUGCUAUGGAAAUGGCUCCUUUCAAAUGCAGCAUCUUCACAUUUUUGACUUAUCUGAAUAUAAAUGGUAAAAAUUACCUCUAAAAACUGGAAUGCCUCUGCUUUAUCCAUCAUGGAAGCAACAGGAGAAAAACGA